This is a messenger RNA of Gryllus bimaculatus (two-spotted cricket), 419 nucleotides long. Lineage: Eukaryota; Metazoa; Arthropoda; Insecta; Orthoptera; Gryllidae. The record is from the annotation of a GenBank genome assembly.
AUGGGUAUCGGCCAAUCACGACGCUUGAUUCCAGAUCAAGGACGUAAGGAAACGCUGAGCUGCUGCAACUCGAACCGUCGUAAGUGCGUUAUGAUAGGCAUCGAGUUCGGAGCUCGCGCUGUGAGCGCCCGAUACGAGUUCCUGGCCCACAACGGAUCGAGUCGUUUCCCCCGAGUCGCUCGGCCGCCCCUGCAGCCGGCGAACGGCCUUCGAACAGCUGACUGAGCCCGGCCGGCAUUGGCCCCGAAUACAAGGCGACACGUCUGUGCUGCAGAGCUGUUUACGAAGAAAACCGGUGACGUUUUUCCUAACGAGAUGCUUUUCGUAGUUAAGCUAAUAAAGCUUCUUAAUUUGACGGAAAGAGGAUUUGUUAAGAAAGAAUUAUGAAGAAAUUUAGAACUGCGAAGCCGCGCUUUGGC